AUGGUUCCACAUUGGAUCAUCCCUGGCUGUUGGGCGAUAAUCCUUCCUAGGUUUUUAGCGAGCGCAUCAUCAGGUAUGGGAGUGGCGUGGUUGUGCGGCGGCGAUCAAGGAGGAGGUUGGCUGGAUGUCACAGUUAUUCACCCAUGCGCGAGAGCGAUGGUGCUCUCGAUGCUUCACUCCAUCGCUUGGGCGGGGCUGGUCGUCGCUCUCGCCCGCGUCGCCGCUGCCAAGGAAAGGAAGAACAAGAGCGUGAGGAAGGCGGGCACCUUUGCCUUUGUCCAGGCCGCCACCAUGCUCCUCGGCGUUGCUCACACACUCGUCACCGCCUGGAACUGCCUGCGCUACUACCACCACGGUCGCGAUCGCCUCCUCCUCCACAGGCUCAUCUUCCCGCUCACGCAGGCCGUGGCAUGGGCUACGUCUUUGCUCCUCCUCGCUUACGAGGAGAGCCAUGGCUUGGCUCAUCACUUGGCUGUGCUCCGAGCGUGGUGGGCGCUCAGCUGCAUGUCUGGUUCCGUCCACGCUCUCUGCGGCCUCGUGUCUUGGAUCGUGCUACCGGAUCAAGGCGCCGGGAUCAUUCCAGGACUGGACUUGUUCACGGCGGCCGGGACCGCGCUGCUGAGCUUGGCAUUGCUGCUGGUCACUCCUCGAGGAGCUACUGGCUUGAGGAUGGUGGAAGCCAUUGACACGAAGGAAGCAUUGUUGGCGGGCGGUAGCAGUAACACUGGAGAUCCUGAGAGGGUGACGCGCUACGCGAGAGCGGGAUACGUGAGCAAGGCCUUGUUUCUGUGGGUGGAUCCACUUCUCAAGACUGGUAGCACGAGGACGCUUGAGGUGGACGACAUUCCCGAGCUCGCGGUGGAGGACAGGGCCGAGACGCUGUGCCAUGCCUUCGAGCUUAACUGGGCCAAGCAAGCGGAUCGCUCGGUUGCCUUGGCUCUCAUGCACUCGCGCCGCUGGCCUCUGGCUUUCACAGGCCUCCUGUACUUGCUCAAGGUGUCGGUCAUGUACGUCGGACCCCUGAUGAUCCAGCACUUCAUCGACUUCGCGUCAAAACCAGGUGGUCACUGGAGCCAAGGAGUCGGGCUGGUUUCGUUGCUGUUGGUUGCAAAGAUGGUGGAAGAGCUCACCGAGCGGCAGAGAAACUUUGGGACGAGGAAGCUCAGCUUGUCGGUCAGAUCGUCGCUGGUAGCGGCAGUGUUUCGCAAGAGCCUGCGUCUCUCGAACUCGGCCCGCCAGGAGCACGGCACGGGACAGAUCGUCAACUACAUGUCGGUGGACGUGGAAGAGAUUGCCAACUUCGUGCUCAACCUCCACAACCUGUGGAUCAUGCCCAUCCAGAUCGCCAUAGCUCUGGCCAUUUUGUUCCGGGUGGUCGGGGUGUCCACAGUCGCGGGGCUGGCCAGCAUGAUCACCUUGAUGGCAUUUUGCCUCUUCAUCUCGUCCCGGCAGCGCAAGUACUGGAAGCAGAUCAUGGCUUGCAAGGACGCUCGGAUGAAGGUGACCAACGAGGCCAUCACCAACAUGAAGAUCAUCAAGAUGCAGGCUUGGCAAGACUGGUUUCUCCGGCUCGUCGAGAAGGCCCGUGACAAGGAGCAAGUUUGGGCGUCCAAGAUUAUGUACAUCGGUGCCACCAGCAUUUUUUUCCUGUGGCUGUCACCGCUAGCAGUGUCGGUGGCGACGUUUGGAAUGUGUGUGAUCGUCGGCAAGGAGCUCACGGCUGGCCGAGUCUUCACGGCCAUUGCAACGUUUAGAAUACUCCAGGAUCCACUGCGAGCUUUCCCGUCCGUGAUAAUGGCCGGCUCCCAGGCAGCUACUUCUCUCACUCGGCUCAAGCGCUAUCUUGAGAGCGACGAGAUUGACGCUCUUGGUGUUGAGAGGCGGCCACCCGGCAUUGACAACGUCGCGGUGCUGCUGGAAAAUGCCACCUUCAAGUGGAGUUUUGAUGGGGACAAGCCCGUCCUGGACAAGUUGGAUGUCAGGGUCGAGGCUGGGAGCCUGGUCACUGUUGUUGGAACUGUGGGAUCUGGCAAGUCGUCCUUCUUGGCAUGCAUUCUCGGGGAGAUGGACAAAGUGUCUGGAACGGUAUUUUGUUUGUUUUUUGGUUUUCUUCUGCAUGGUUUGCAUCUGAGCGAUCGAUUGUUCUGCCAGGUAAAGGUGAGUGGACGAGCGGCCUAUGUUUCGCAGUGUCCUUGGAUCCAGAACGGAACGAUCCGCGACAACAUUCUGUUUGGGAACGCGAUGAAUUUGCAGCGGUACCGUCAGACACUCCAAGUUUGCUGCUUGCAAGCUGAUCUUGCUCAGUUCGUGGCUGGUGACUUGACUGUCAUUGGCGAGCGAGGAUUUAAUCUCAGUGGUGGCCAGAAGCAACGCAUUCAGCUGGCCAGAGCGGUGUACCAAGAUGCCGACGUCUAUCUGCUUGACGACAUCUUCAGUGCCGUGGAUGCACACACCGGAACAGCACUUUUCAUGGUAAUGAAGCAAGGCAGAGUUGUUCAGUCGGGUAAAUUCGAGGAGCUGCUCGAGCAUGGUGUCCAUUUCUCCGACCUUGUGCAAGCUCACCACCAAGCUUUGCAACUUGUUGACGUUGGCCAAGGCAUGACCGGGCCAGAGAAUGGCCGGGCUUUCGAUUCUGGUGACGACUUCCAGAUAUCUCAGUUCAAUGCUGAUGAAUCGGCUCAAGCGGAAGAUGUGGAGGAGGAGGAGAGAGCCAAAGGUCGAGUGGACGGGCGUGUUUACUGGGCUUAUGUCACGCAAGCAUUCGGAGGAUUUCACGUCAUUGUCUUUCUGCUGAUUCAGAGCGCCUGGCAAGGCCUACAGAUUGCAAGUGACUUCUGGCUGGCUCACGCAACCUCGGAUAAGAACAAGCCUUUCUUCCGGCCUCGCAAGUUUAUCCUUGUUUACUCACUGCUUGCCCUUGGCAGUGGGGUCUUUGUGCUAAUGCGUAGCACACUUAUCUCUUACUGCGGGCUGGUCACCGCUCAGAAGCUCUACCUCUCGAUGCUCAGGAGCAUUUUUCGGGCCCCGAUAUCAUUCUUUGACGCUACUCCGACGGGACGAAUCUUAACUCGGAGAUACUUUAUAGCCACAUCUAGAGAGCUGACGCGGCUGAAAUCUAUCACAGACGCUCCCGUUAUCCACCACUUCAAGGAAACCAUAGCUGGCUUGAUGUCAAUCCGUGCUUUUGGCCAUCAAGAGCGCUUUGCCAGGGUCAAUAUGGAGCGUAUCGAUAUCAACGUGCGUAUGAGCUUUCACAAUGGUGCUGCCAACGACUGGCUCAGUUUCCGACUUGAGACCAUUGGCAUUGUAAUACUUUGCUUCUCCGCUCUCUUCCUGGUGCUCCUUCCUAAAAGCUUUGUUAAUCCCGAAUUUGUUGGCCUUUCACUCUCCUACGGGCUAGCACUGAGCGGGUGCCUUAACUACAUGAUCUUCUACAUAUGCCAGAUUGAACAGAACAUGGUAGCCGUGGAAAGGAUUUUGCAGUUUAGCUCUAUCGAAGCAGAGGAACAAAGUGCUGGAAAGGACGCUGGUAGAAUAUCUAGUUCGCUUGGGAAAGAAAGGACAUGGUUUGUAUGGCUUUUGUUCUGCCAGCUUCGCUACAGACCAGGAUUGCCCCUCGUCUUGAAGGAUGUAACUUUCGUCGUCCAAGGGGGCGAGAAGCUCGGUGUUGUUGGAAGAACUGGCAGCGGAAAGUCGUCCUUCAUACAAGCUCUCUUCAGGCUGGUGGAGCCAGUCCAAGGCACCAUUUUCAUAGAUGGUAUCGAUAUCAGGAGCAUUUCUCUAAACGAUUUACGGUCGAGGCUGAGUAUCAUCCCUCAAGACCCGACACUGUUUGAAGGCACGGUGAGAAGCAACAUUGAUCCGCUUGGUAUGUAUCAAGACGAGGAGAUAUGGGAGGCUCUGGAGAAAUGCCAGCUUGCCGAGACCGUGAAGCAAUCCGAGUUGAAGCUGGGGGCUCAAGUCGCUGAAAAUGGUGAGAAUUGGAGCAUGGGACAGCGGCAACUUUUUUGCCUGGGGAGGGUGCUGCUCAAGAGGAGCAGAAUUCUGGUUCUUGACGAGGCAACAGCAUCCAUUGACACUCACACUGACUGGAUACUCCAAAAGAUAAUCAAAGAGGAGUUUUUGGGAAGCACGGUCAUCAGCAUCGCGCACAGGAUUCCCAGCGUCAUGGACAGCGAUAAAGUCCUUGUCCUGGACAAUGGAACAUCGAAAGAGUUUGCCUCUCCUUCCACGCUGCUGAGACGUCGCGACUCUUUGUUUGCCGGCCUCGUGCACGAAUACUGGAGUCGCUCCAAGAGCGCACAGAAUCUAACAGCAAUGAUCAGCUGACAUACAUUCCCUGGGACACGACUAGUUAGUCUGGCAUAUCAUGAAACGUGUGGGAAUUCCAUCAUUCCUUCACGUCUCAUCUUCUUCUGUGGGUCCUUUGCUUAUUAGGCACGCGCCAG
Messenger RNA from Selaginella moellendorffii, 4448 nucleotides. Its product is annotated as ABC transporter C family member 14. Gene Ontology annotation, molecular function: ATP hydrolysis activity; ABC-type transporter activity; ATP binding. NCBI's taxonomy places the organism in Eukaryota, Viridiplantae, Streptophyta, Lycopodiopsida, Selaginellales, Selaginellaceae. Gene Ontology annotation, biological process: transmembrane transport. Bases 1 to 4329 code for a protein of 1442 amino acids. The record is from RefSeq and is a predicted model, not a curated record. Gene Ontology annotation, cellular component: plant-type vacuole; vacuolar membrane. The transcript has 9 exons.